Molecule: messenger RNA, 3409 nt
Organism: Ruditapes philippinarum (Manila clam)
Lineage: Eukaryota; Metazoa; Mollusca; Bivalvia; Venerida; Veneridae
Product: exosome complex exonuclease RRP44-like
Exons: 22
Coding region: 89-2947 (952 amino acids)
Biological process (GO): rRNA catabolic process
Cellular component (GO): nuclear exosome (RNase complex); cytoplasmic exosome (RNase complex)
Molecular function (GO): RNA binding; 3'-5'-RNA exonuclease activity; endonuclease activity
Source: RefSeq, a predicted model, not a curated record
ACCUAAAAUUUCCAAGCGUCUGUUACACUGAGAUUCAAUUUCACGUGUUUUACAAAAAUAUAAACAUUUAUUGUUGUUUUUUAGCAAAAUGCUUACGAACAAGAUAUUUUUAAAGAAAACAAAGAAAGGAAGCAUAUUGAAGAUUGUAAGGGAGCAUUAUUUACGAGAUGACAUUUCAUGCGGAUCGGAAUGUUGCGAAAGUUGUGUUCAUGACGAAAAAGGACCAGUUUUGAAAGAAAAACCAGAAAAUCCGAGCUGUCAGUUUGAUAAAGAACAUUAUAUCAUUCCGGAUACGAAUGUUGUACUUCAUCAGAUUGAUGUCCUAGAGGAUACAGUGCUACAGAACGUCAUUAUCUUGCAAACAGUUUCUGAAGAGGUCCGUCACAGAAGUGCACCAGCCUACAAAAGGUUAAAAGAUAUCUUGGCCAAUCAGGGAAAACAUUUUUACUCAUUUGCAAAUGAAUUCAACAAAGAAACAUAUGUAGAGAGAGAGCGUGGUGAGACAGCCAAUGAUCGUAAUGAUCGAGCUAUACGCAAGGCAGGGACAUGGUAUAGGGAUCACCUGAGUGGACAGAACAGUGCUGUACAAAUUGUCCUUAUUACUAAUGAUGCUGAUAAUAGAGCAAAAGCUAAACAGAAGGGGCUGAUAGCUUUCACAGUUCAGGAGUACAUUAAAGGUUUGAAAGAUAAUGGUUCCUUGCUUGACAAACUGGCGCAUGUGGGAACAGGCUUGGUAUAUGAGAGGGAUAAAGUACAAUUUCCGGAACAUUUACCGAUGGUAGAGAUACAGCGAGGCAUCAAGUCCGGCAAAUACUUACAGGGAAACUUUGUAGCCAGUCGUGAGAACUACCUAGAAGCUAAUAUAAGUCUACAAACAGCUGAUGAGAUGCUGUUUGUUCAAGGUCACAAGAAUUUGAACCGAGCUGUAAAUGGUGAUGUUGUUGCCGUUGAGAUGUUACCAGAGUCCGAGUGGAGCUGUCCGAGCUCUCUAGUACUGGAGGAGACUGAGGAGAAAAAUGAUGAUGCAGAUAUAGAUGAAGAGGAUGAACAGAUUAAGAGGAACAAAGUACCGAAGGAGUUACGACAACAGACGUGCCGUGUAGUAGGAAUAAUAAAAAGAAACUGGCGGCAAUACUGUGGCAUUUUACAGAAGUCUGCUAUAACAGAGGCAACAAGGCAUCUUUUUGUACCAGCAGAGAAAAGAAUUCCAAAGAUUCGCAUAGAGACAAGGCAGGCUAAGGACUUGUGUACACAGAGAAUAGUUGUGGCUAUAGACAGUUGGCCUAGAAACUCGCGCUAUCCACAGGGACAUUUUGUGAGGAAGCUUGGUAAUGUAGGAGACAAGGAGACAGAGAAUGAGGUGCUAUUAUUAGAACAUGAUAUUCCACACAACAACUUCUCCGAGACAGUGCUGAGUUACCUGCCAAAACUGCCAUGGGUUAUUACAGAAGAGGAUAUGAAACAUCGUACAGACUUGAGACAUAUAACUGUAUGUAGUGUAGAUCCACCAGGCUGUACAGAUAUUGAUGAUGCUCUCCACUGCCGAGAUCUUGAUAAUGGAAAUCUUGAGGUUGGUGUACAUAUAGCUGAUGUAAGUCAUUUUAUACGGCCAGGUAAUGCUCUAGAUAAGGAGGCAGCCAAUCGUGGUACAACAGUUUAUCUUGUAGACAAGAGAAUAGACAUGGUACCAGAAUUGCUGAGUUCAAAUUUAUGUUCUCUAAGAUGUGACGUAGAUAGAUUUGCUUUCACUGUGAUAUGGGAAAUGACCCACAAAGCUGAAAUUGUGAAAACAACAUUUAUGAAGAGUGUUAUAGAAUCAAGGGCAUCACUAACAUAUGGUGAAGCACAGAUGAUUAUAGACGACCCUGCUCGCAAUGAUGAUAUUGCCAAGAGUCUACGAGGGCUUAAUAAACUUGCUAAAAUACUUAAACAAAAGAGGACUGAUAAAGGAGCAUUAACACUCGCCUCACCAGAGAUUAGGUUUAAUAUAGACAGUGAGACACAUGACCCCAUUGAUGUUCAAGCUAAACAAUUAUUAGAUACAAACUCGAUGGUUGAAGAGUUUAUGUUGUUAGCCAACAUAUCCACAGCUCAGAAGAUACACGAGGAGUUCCCUAACUGUGCAGUGUUAAGAAGACAUCCCUCACCACCAGCAUCUAACUUUGAUCCUCUUAUAAAAGCUGCCCAAUCUAAGGGCUUCAAAAUGAAUGUAUCAUCAGGUAAGGAACUUGCUGACAGUCUGAAUGCAGCCGUUCUUGAGGAUGACAAAUAUUUUAACACAAUGUUACGUAUAAUGACUACGCGAUGUAUGAUGCAAGCUGUAUAUUUCUGUAGUGGAAUGCUGCCUGAGGCAGAAUUUCUUCACUACGGUCUGGCAUCGGAAAUCUACACACAUUUUACUUCUCCUAUAAGAAGGUACUCAGAUAUACUGGUUCACAGAUUGUUAGCUGUGUGCAUAGCAGCAGACGCAUCAUACCCGGAGCUUCUAGAUAAACACAAGACACAGUCUGUAUGUAAUAAUCUCAACUAUAGACACAAGAUGGCGCAGUAUGCAGGCCGAUCUUCUGUGAAUUUGCAUACACAUUUAUUCUUCAAAAAGAGGGUCGUGGACGAGGAGGGAUACAUUUUGUUUGUGAGGAAGAAUGCCGUACAGAUCCUAAUACCCAAGUACGGCCUGGAAGCGACACUAUAUCUUAAUGUAGAUGGCCGUAAGAAAGGACCAACUUUUGUGUUCAAUGAAGAUGAGAAUACACAGAGUUGUGGUCCGGUGACACUGCACGUGUUUGAUCGUGUUGUCAUACAGAUUAGUAUAGAUAGAUCUAAUGUCCAACAUUUAAAACUUCAAAUCAGACUAGUCGAGCCUAGCAUUCCUGAAUUCAGUGUUCCUGCUGCUAGUAAUGAAGAAGAUAAGUCAGAAGAGCCUCCUGCAAAGAAAAUAAAAACUUGAAAAUAAGAAACAAGGACUUAGAAUUAAGUCUUCCAAACUGGAUGCCACAAAGUUGUGGAAUCCCAAAUAUCCCUAAAUUGUUAUCAAAAGCCAAGUAAAAGUGAACUGUUAUCAAAAGUUGCCUUAGUAAACUAGAUUUUAUCAUCUUUUAGAUAUGUGAGUAAAGACAUAAAUAGAAACAGGAAGUAGAAUUUUAAAAGCACUGAAUGACUGUGUCACUAUCAACAAAGAUAAAAGGAUAUCAAGGAAGUGUAAAAAUUGUGACCCAAACUAGAUGACUUUGUCUGGUUUAGAUUUACGUAUUUGACCUGUGUGUGAAAUGAUAGCACUUGUAGUGACAUCGUAACAUAGUUACAAAGUACUUCUGAAGUGUGGUGACCUUGAAAAUAUAGUUCUGUUGAUAAGCUUAUCAUACUGUUAAUGGAUAAAACUUGAGUAAAUAAAAAGGGCAAAUAAAACUUU